This is a messenger RNA of Molossus molossus (Pallas's mastiff bat), 3007 nucleotides long. It is a transcript of the gene TMEM192, whose product is annotated as transmembrane protein 192. Bases 1 to 819 code for a protein of 272 amino acids. The transcript has 6 exons. Lineage: Eukaryota; Metazoa; Chordata; Mammalia; Chiroptera; Molossidae. Gene Ontology annotation, cellular component: lysosomal membrane; late endosome. The record is from RefSeq and is a predicted model, not a curated record.
AUGGCGGCGGGGGGCAGGCUGGAGGAUCAGGGUUCCUUGGAUCCAUCCCAGAGUAUUGAAGAUGACCCUCUUCUGGACACCCAGCAUCUUUCAAAUUAUUCAUUGCAUGCUAAUUUUAGACCCAAAUUUCAUCCUCUUCCCACGGUCAUCAUAGCAAAUCUUCUCCUGUUAAUACAUGUUGUAUUUGUUAUUUUAGCAUUUGUAACAGGUGUGAUCUGUUCUUACCCUAAUCCAACUGAGGACAAGUGCCCAGGAAACUACACCAACCCACUGAAAGUUCAGACGGUCAUAAUCCUUGGAAAAGUCAUUUUAUGGAUUCUGCAUUUCCUUCUUGAACACUACAUUCAGUAUCACCACAGCAAAGUAAGAAACCGAGGCUAUAACAUGAUCUACCGAUCCACCAGGCAUCUUAAAAGACUUGUUCUAAUGAUCCACUCCACAGGCAGCACAGCACUCCUCCUCAUCCUGUGCAUCCAGCAUUCCUUCCCGGAGCCCAGCAGGCUGUACCUCGACCUCAUCCUGGCCCUGCUGGCCCUGGAACUGUUCUGCUCCCUGACGUGUCUGCUCAUCUACACAGGGAAGAUUCGAAAAUUUAAUAAAGCCAAACCACAGCCUGAUAUACUUGAAGAGGAAAAAGUCUGUGCUUACCCCAGCAAUAUUACUUCAGAGACUGGAUUCAGGACUAUUUCAAGCCUAGAAGAAAUUGUCGAAAAGCAAGGAGACAUAAUAGUAUACCUGAAGCGACACAAUGCGCUGCUGAGUAAGCGGCUGUUGGCUUUCACUUCCUCGGACCUAGGCUCUCACCCAAGUAGAGUGUGAGAGUUCAGUGUCAAGACAGCAGCUGCAGAGGGAUCCAGACUAAUGGAAGACUGAACGUCCAGCAAGCUGUCUUAGAAAAUGGCAGCUUUUGCCAAAUAACAUUUUAGUUUUGGUUGGAAACCUGAAUUUGGUUCUCACCUGUGUGGCUAUUUGAUAGGGCUUGUGGAUCAUGUGAAGGUGAUUGGUAGAGCCUCGGUCACUCAAGAAUGUUUGUUUUGCAUUUUGGAAUGACUUAACUGCCUGGUUUAUCCUAGGAUCAAAGGUAGAGUUGAUCCAACACUUCUUUUCUUCUACAGGACAUAAGAACCCUGUAAUAAUUUGGCUAUUUAUAGAGGGAGGCUUAUGUGCCAAUGAUUUCAGAACAGGAAUUUGAUCAAGUAAGUUCUUCCCCCUUUUCAACUGCUGAGGGGAGUCAUUUAUGUUGUUUCUUCCGAUGGAGCCUUAUCUAUAUUUUAUAUGCUUGUGUGGUAUUGAAUGGCAGCUUGGCCCCUGUAGCUUUUAUAAAAAGUUUUCUCACUAUAGGAUCAAAUUCUUACUAAAUGAUUUACUAUGAACACUCCUACAGUUUUCCAUUCUUCAGAAAUAAGACAAGAUGACUUGGAUCAGUGUUGCGCUGACCAGUUAGACAUAACCAUAGUGGCCCGUUCCACUACAGCACCUUCCACUUCAACAGUGUAGAAGACCUCAAACUUUAUUUUUGCCCUUCAAGAACAUGCCAUGCAUUUCAGUAUUGACUAUAUACCUUCAGUGGAUCAAUAACCUCAGUGAUAGGAAAGGCAUCUUCUGUGGCUUUUUGUCUCAAAAGAGAAAAAGGACACCUCAUUUAGCCUUGGAUUAUAAAAAUGACGAUGGGCAUAAAAAGCCCUAUGAACUGCUAUACUGAUAUGAAACAUCCAAAUCUCCAGAUAAAGGGAAGCAUUUUUAUGAGUAAAUGGCAUUCUACUGUAGUUUUCCUACUGUGCUCCUUUAUCAGUUUGCUCUUGGCGCCUUAACAGGCUGCCUUAGAAAGACUUGGUUGAAAGAUGAACGCAGGGAGGGGAUAUCUGUAAUAAUCUAUGCUACUAAUUUAUUUUAUUUAUUCUUAAAUUUUAUUGUAUUUAGCUGAACAAUCAAUAUUUGGUUUAAAAACCCUUAACCUAGACAUGACCAUCUGGCAAAGGAUGUAGUCAUGUGGUUACACCCACUGUUACUUAAGAAGGGCAAACACCUGUUUGGCUACGGCCAUUGUGGGGCACUCUGAGAGGUUUCUACUAAGGUGAAGGUGAUGGUGUGUCAUCUGCAGGCAUAAGUGCCAUUGAGUCCCCAAAAUGAUAAACUCACAGACUAAAGCCAAACUGUAUUUUUAACAUUCAAGUCAUCCCUAAGUUUCCUGACCCCCCCCCCCACCUCAACCCCCCUUUUAUUUCUUCCUUUUUAUUAAGUAUAUCUCGAAACCAUUGCCUUCUCUGGAAAUCUGUCUCUGUUCUGGAAGAGUCUGUAAACUUUGCCAUCAGCUGUUUUUGAUUUCAAAAGAAAACAGUGAUGGUAGAUGUUUAAUUCUUAUUUAUCUUUAAAUUCAAUUUGGAGCUAAUCAGUUUCUAAGGUUUAUGAGAUGAACUUUGGUUUACAGAGAAAAAGGCACAGUUAAAACGUUAGCAUACUCAGGUUCUAUUAUGUCAGCUAGGUGCCUGCCAACACUCUUUUUAAACUCAAUAAUGAACAUUGCAAACAAUAAAAGAAAAUAAAACUAAGUACUGACCCAGCAAAACAGAAAAAUGAUCAAAGUAAUUUCCCUGUUAAGUGUGCUAUUAAUCAGGCAAAUACUGUGUUAGCAUCAUGGGUACAAAAAUGACUGGCAGACCCGGGUUAGGAGCCUAAGAGGACCAGGGUUUCUGGGCCUGGCUCAGUGAAAUGAUGGAAGUGAGUCCAAAGUUUCUGUGGGAGCUCCAGGUCAGAGCACCUAGAGGGGAAGGUGGCUUUAGGAAUUCCAGGCAAAUCCAUGAGUAAAGAAAGCAACGGAAGAUCAUGAGAACUGUAGAGCUUGAACCAAGUUUGUGGCAGGACGUGGGAGAAGAGGUGGACAGCCUCAGCUCCUGGAGGACUGCCGCUGUCUGUCCUGUGUUGUUGAAACAUAAUGAAACUUUCUUCUUGAGGGGAGCAACUGUGAGGGGGAGUUAGAUCUACUGUCAUAUUAAUACAAUACUCAUCG